CCCACUGGGCGUGGUCAGAGUGGGCUAAUGGCCCCUGCUCCCAGGGCUGGUGGGUGAGAGCAGUUGCUGGGACCCUCCUGCCCCUCAGCUCCCCACACAGUGUGUCCUCUGUGGGUGUCUGCAGGAGGAAAACUGAAGCCCUCACUCUGGGGGGAUGGCUGGCUCAGGGGAAAGCCCCCAGAACUGAGUGGGGAGGGGGAUUAGGGCUGGAGCAGAGGGCAGCAGGGGUCAGCAUCACUGCACGGGGUGAGCCAUUUCCGUGGUGAGGCCUUUUGGGAAGGAAAUGUUUGCCCAGAGGUGCUGCCUGCAUCCUGCCUGCAGCUGCCUGCACGUGGCCUGGCUUGCCCAGGCUGUGGCUGCUGUGGGGGGAGCAGAGUGCUGCUGGCUCCUACUCCACCUGCACAUCCAUCCCUUGCCCUCAAUCACUGCAGCAUGGAGGGUCCCCCCUCUCUGCUCCCCUUCUCAGCACCACCUCACCUUUGGUGUGGCUGGGGUGGCACUUUGGCCUCACAUGAGGCUGGCCAGGAGCCAAAUGUGGGGAUCCCAACCAUGACCUCCCCAGGAACUGGGACCCCCACAGGAAUCAGCACCCUCCCGAGAGACUGGGGCUCUCCCAGGGAUCAGGAAUUUCUGCAGGGCAGGGGCAGAGUGGGACCAGUAGCUUUUGAUGCCCAUCCGUGCCAGGAGCCCCAUGUCACCUGCGCCCAGGCACGGGCGGUGCCCGUUACCUCUGGGGUGGGGCACUGGCACCUGGCCUCACCCGUGUCCUGACUGGGGAUGGGGGUUUGUGCCUGCUGGGGGGGCCCUGGCACUUGGAGGGAGCUUACUGGGAGGUACUGGGACGUGGUGGGGCCCUGGGCUGGGCCUGCGUAAACGUUUCGGGGGGGUCACCGCUGUUUAUUUGAGUGUAGGGCGAGGCGAUGACCAGCCGCUAAUGAUUAACCCUGGGCUGACCCAGAGGAUGAGGCCCCCCCUGCACGAGGGGCUGGGGGACGCCGUGUCCCCCCCGCGCCCCCCACCAGGUCAGCGGCUCAGCGCAGGGAGCCGGGCAGAUGCUGCUCCCGCCCCUGCCCCAGGAUGCCCGGCUGCUGUCCCGUCCUGUGCCCACCGCGGCUGGCUCUGCCCGUAGCACGGGGACGCUGCCAGCGGCGUCUCCCCGAGCCAGGAAAGCGUGAAGGACCCAACCUGGGGGGCUGAUGCUGCGGGGACCCCAUGGGCACCGUGGCACCUCUGUGCCAAGCGGGGCAGAACGACCCCCCCUGCCUGGAGCCGGCGGCGGGGCGGGGCCUCCGCACCUGCUCCAGGUGCUCUAUAAAGCUCAGGCCGCUGUCGAGCUGCCAGUUCCGGAUCCCUGCAUUGAGGCGUGUGCCGCCAGCUAACGGGAGAGCAGCCGCUGCCGAGCCCCAAGAGGCGCCGGGACACCCCGGACAAGCCCCAUGGCGUUCCCUGUCCUUCUGCUGCUGCUGGUGCUGGGCACAGGUAUCCGUGCCAUGACCACCGAGACAACCAUGGAGAUGGAAACCACGGAAACGACCACCGUGGAGAUGACCACGGAAACCACCACCACCACCUGGCUGCCAAAUAUAUUCCCCAAAAGCACACGGGCCAGCCGGCCCCAAACCUCUGUCUUCCCCUACGCCACCGCGUUCCCUGGCAAAAACACCACGAACUUCCAGUUUGGCAACCACUCCACAAGCAAUGCCACAUCCAAUGGCACUGUGGUGCCUGUCCCCAACAACCCAGCCAUGCCCCAUGCCAAUGCCACCUCAAACAGCAGCAGCUGGGGCCCCCACCUCGGCACCAACGGCAGCUCUGCCGCUCCCACCACCAUGCACGGCAGCACCAAAGGCAACGGGAGCACCAGUGCUCAGGUCUUUCCCACCCAGAUAACGUCUGAGGGCAGCACAGCUUCCACCCAGGGUGGUCCCAACCCCAGCAAAACCUCAGCCCAGCUGCCUGGUCCUGCCCAGCUGCUCGUGCGUGUCCCGCUGUCCUUCCGCAUCAUCAACAGGAGCUUCAACGAGAGCCUGCGUGACCCAGCAUCACGGGAGUACAGGAGCCUGAGCCGCACUGUCCUGACCAUGUUCCAACACGUCUUUGGCUGCGCGGGCUGCAUGGGCACGCAGACCUACACUGGGUGCAGCGAGCUGCAGUACAGCCAAGGCUCGGUGGAGGUCCAGUCCACCCUCGUGUUUGGGAAUGGAAGCGAAGCUGUCACUGCUGAUGCUGUUGAGCAGCGCCUGAGGAAGAGCCUGGACCAGAAUGGCUUCAUCAUGGGCCUGCAGCUGGACAGCAUCCAGAGCUCUGCAGCAGUGAUAUCCCCAGCUGCAGCACCCAUGAUCCCGGACUGGGCCAUCGCUCUGUUGGUCCUGGUCAGCAUCCUGCUGCUGUUCACCAUCUUCACCUGUCUCCUCCUGAUGUCCACCUGCACCUGCCGCCGGAAGAGCCGAGGGAAGCUGGACCUGCUCAGCCAGAAGGAUUCCUACCACCCCAUGGCUGAGUACCUGCAGUACCAGAGCCAUGGGCGCUACGUGUCCCCCAACAGCAAACCCAACCCCUACAGCCAGGUGGCCGGAGGCAGCACCACGAGGGCCGGCACCUUCACCUACACCAACCCCGCCGCCGGCUCCGACAACCUGUGAAGGGAUCGCUGGAAGGAGGGCUGCUGCCCAGGGGAGGGGGCGGCCGCAGCCCCCCACUCCCGGGAGGGCAGCACCGGCCCCAGGCACAUCCCCCGGUGCUGCUCGGCCGUGGGCAGCGGGAGCCCGGUGGUUCUGGAGCAGCCGGAUUCGUGCCCAUGACAGAACUGCAUGGACGGAGAUCGGCGGCGGGGAGGGAGGGAGGGUCCCGCACAGCCCACGGUCCCCGCACUCGCUUGGCUUUCGCAACCCUGCUCCGUGCCGGGGUGGGGUGGAGAACGGGGCUCGGGCUCCCCCUGCAAUUCAAUGGCUCUUUUUGUGGUGUUAUUUUAUAUAAAUAUCUCUGUGUUGCGGGGUGCUGGUGCCAGGCUUGGCUCG
Messenger RNA from Camarhynchus parvulus, 3017 nucleotides. It is a transcript of the gene MUC1, whose product is annotated as mucin 1, cell surface associated. Lineage: Eukaryota; Metazoa; Chordata; Aves; Passeriformes; Thraupidae. Gene Ontology annotation, cellular component: apical plasma membrane. The transcript is spliced from 7 exons. The record is from RefSeq and is a predicted model, not a curated record. The coding region runs from base 1437 to 2642 and encodes 401 amino acids.